AUGGUGAAUCUACAAAUCAAACUGAGAAGACUUAAGAAAUGCCUGAGAAUGUGGAACAAAAAUGUGUUUGGCAAUAUUUUUGAGAAGAUAAAGCAAGCCGAAGAAGAAGCAAAGGAAGUGGCUAUGAUUUUUGAAGGAAAUCAGACUCCAGCAAAUAGAGCAGAUAUGAACAAGAAGGCUGCUGAAUAUGCUCUAAGAAUAAAGAUGGAGGAUGAUUACUGGAAACAAAAGGCUGCAAUAAGAAUACAUGCCAUAGAGGAGGAGGGGAAAACCUUGAUAGAAGAUGAAGAUGUUAGGAAUUCCGCAGUCAACUUCUUCCAUAAACUGUUAACUUCUGAUGUUAAUGCCCUACUUGAACCGGACCUGGAUAUUUUGGAUUCCCUGCCUAGUGGUUUUAACAUGGACGAUUUAGAGAGAAUGCCUUUGGAGAAGGAGGUUAGGGAGGUGGUCUUUAGUAUCAAUUCGGAGAGUGUGUCAGGACCAGACGGGCACUCUUCUCUGUUCUUCCAAAGUUGCUGGAAGGUGGUGUGCAUGGAUGUUUUGGAGGCAGUGCAGGACUUCUUCCGGGGAUCACAGAUGCCAAGGGGAAUUGCAGCAACAAUGAUCAUCUUGAUUCCUAAGAAAAGAAAUCCUACAACUUGGGCAGAAUAUAGACCUAUAAGCUUGUGCAACGUAUCGAACAAGAUCAUUUCCAAGUUUUUGCAACAAGAAUGGCUCCGUUGUUACCAAUGGUAA
Molecule: messenger RNA, 735 nt
Organism: Salvia splendens (bonfire salvia)
Lineage: Eukaryota; Viridiplantae; Streptophyta; Magnoliopsida; Lamiales; Lamiaceae
Exons: 2
Coding region: 1-735 (244 amino acids)
Source: RefSeq, a predicted model, not a curated record